Protopolystoma xenopodis is the source of this 1239-nucleotide messenger RNA. Lineage: Eukaryota; Metazoa; Platyhelminthes; Monogenea; Polystomatidea; Polystomatidae. The record is from the annotation of a GenBank genome assembly.
AUGCAAUCCAAACAGUCCCCGCUUUUCGAAACUGGUUUGCAGUCGGCUCACUCUGUGGAAGCAAUUCAUGAUCUCUCCCGGCCAUCUCUAAGACCCGUCAAUCGACUCAGUCUACAAUCAUUUGAUGUUUCAGUGAAAGUGAAUUUAAACCCAGGAAAGGAUCAGCAUGACAAGAUGGGGCUUAAUAUGAGCACAGAAGAAAAACUUCUUAAAACUUUGGCGCAUUUAAGACCUUAUCUUAAAACUGGGAUUAGCAUAAAAACAAUGCAUGAAAUUGAUUAUUUCCCUAUCAGUCCCCGACAAGUAGAGCGCUAUUGUCCAACUGAGCAUGUAACUGUCAUUGCCUACCUACUCGACUGUCUGCUAUUUCUUCCUCGACUUACCCAAUUUUCGGAUGACAUUUCCCCGAAUGGAUAUGACAUUUGUCUCUUUGGCCAAUCGAGAACACAGAUGGCGGCUUAUUUUGAGUUGAGAAACCGUCAAAACCUGACUUUGUCCAAUCACUCCUCUGUGGUCUCGAUCAGACAAGUAGCAAGCAUUAUGUUCUCCUCUUUGGCUGAUAUUUUGUGGUCCCCGGGAUAUAAAGAAAAGCAGCGAUUCACUGAGAAACUAAAUAAUACCAACGGAGACUUAAAAACAAAGAGGGGGUUGGACAAUAAACAUUAUUCGGUCAGAUUCAAUGAGAUGAAGGCAGAGGAAGAUCCAAAAGAAAAAAGAAAUACAAUAAAUGUUUCCAUAUGUGCUAAGCACCAAGAUUCAUCUAAUUUUCUUGAUUCUCGGAUGUUGUCCUUGCUCAUACUCAAGCUUCUUGAACAAUCUCAUUGCCCCAAUCUAAAGGAUAGAGCCUGUAGGCUCGCACAGGAGAUUGAAUCCUUGCGAUUCUCAGCUUGCUCCUUUGGCACCUUAGGCUCAUCACUUGUGGGGCCGUUUCUCCUGUGUCUGGGCACAAAUGGGAUAUACAAAAUCGAAAGAGUCAAAGAAGAUAUGCAUUUAUUGGUCUCCAUCUUUAAAUUGAUUUCGACUCUGCUGCAGGCCAUUCUUUCAGGAAACUAUUCCGACACAUCGGAAGAAGAGUUGACCAUGGGGCUAUUAGCCUUCAGAGAUAGUUUGGCAUUAGUUGGUCUCGAUGCUGCUACGAGUCAAAUGCUGCAAGCACUGCCUUCGAAUGGGGAACUAUAUCGGCUGCGACAAAAUCUUUCCAAACUUAGAGCCUUCUACGAUCUCAUUGUCAACCCCUAG